AUGGAUGGAGACUCGCUCGUAGGUUGCAAUCGCGGACCUGUUGAGGCGAGCGUCAGGGGUGGCGGCGCAAAGCUGAAAGCUGUUUUCGACAAGCUUGCGGAGGGGACAGAUAUUGAAGUUGGGGAAUAUGACUGCUUUGACGAGUGCCCGUUCGGCCCGAAUGUCAGGACACUUCGGGGACCGAGUGACCAGUUCGGACGUGUCCUGAAUGGAGUCAAGGGCGAAAAGAGAGUUGCGGAGAUUUUGGGCGUGGACUUGCCCCCGGGCCGCAAGCAAAACCGCAGCCUGACUCAGAAGAAUGAGGCCGGCAUGGGUUUGGCUCAAGCUUGCCACUGCACCACGACUUCAGCAUCAAAGAUGGAAGGUGCAUUCGUGGCGCUUGAUAGUCGGCCGACACCGACUGCCAACCCUCGGUUACUCUCCCGAGUCGGUGGCGCAAACGAGCGGCAUGCACAAAAUCACAAUGGAGCAUGUAACGCGGCAGCCACAGCUUCCGCUACAAUCGCAGCUGUAUGCCUGAGUCAUACACGGAGAAGGCACCAGGCGACCUUCGUUAGUAGCUUGUCCCGGCGAACGCAUGCCAGGGGGCUGGCAGGCCGAGCUUGCAAGUUGCAGUGUCGAGGGCUUCAAACAGGCAUUGUGGGUUUGCCCAAUGUUGGCAAAAGCACACUCUUCAAUGCUCUUUGCGACACUGGCGAGGCAGAAGCAGGCAACUUUCCAUUCUGCACCAUUGACCCCAACAUGGGCAAGGCCAAGGUGCCAGAUGAUCGGCUGGACAAGCUGGCCUCUUUGGCUAACUCCGAAAAAGUUAUCAACGAGAUGAUUGAGUACGUCGACAUCGCGGGACUUGUAAGGGGUGCCUCGAAAGGAGAGGGCCUGGGCAACCAGUUCCUGGGAAACAUCCGCAAUACAGAUGCAAUCGUUCACGUCAUUCGAUGCUUCGAUGAUGAGAAUGUUACACAUGUGGAUGGUAGCGUCGACCCUGUGCGAGACAUAGAAACUAUCAGCCUGGAGCUGGUUUUUGCAGAUGCCGAUCAGUGCGAGAAGCGUCUGAAGAAGGUGGAGCGGGAGGUGGUUGGACAGGUCAAAGGUGCUAAGGAAGAAAAGGAGGCUUUGCAGAAAGUCCUCAAGGUGCUUGAGGAGGGCAAGCCGGCUCGUGCCGCAAAGCUCUCGGAGAAGGAAGAGCUGGCCCUCCAGGAUUUGUCCUUGCUUUCCAUGAAGCCGGUGAUCUACGCGGCCAACGUCUCCGAGGAGGAGUUGGCAGCAGGCAACGAGUACGUGAAGGCAGUACAGGAUUUUGCGAAAGAGACCGGCGAUCAAGUGGUGGUUGUGUCAGCUCAGGUUGAGGCUGAAUUGAAGUCUCUGGAUGCAGAGGAGGUGCAAGAUUAUUUGGAGUCAUUGGGAGUCAAGGAGAGUGGCUGUGGCAGCUUGGUUCAGGCAACGUACAGGACGCUCGGCCUCCGUACUUAUUUCACUUGUGGCCCAAAGGAGACACGGGCAUGGACCAUCCAUGCUGGCUGGAAAGCUCCAAAGGCUGCUGGUGUCAUCCACACAGAUUUCGAGAAGGGCUUCAUCAAGGCAGCGACUGUCAGUUAUGACGACUUCGUAGAAUGCGGCUCAGAGGAGGCCGCAAAAGACAAGGGCAAACUUCGCAUUGAAGGAAAAGAGUACGAGGUACAGGAAGCUGACGUGAUGCACUUCCGUUUCAAUUGA
Symbiodinium necroappetens is the source of this 1713-nucleotide messenger RNA. The record is from the annotation of a GenBank genome assembly. NCBI's taxonomy places the organism in Eukaryota, Dinophyceae, Suessiales, Symbiodiniaceae.